Messenger RNA from Maylandia zebra (zebra mbuna), 690 nucleotides. RefSeq names its product inner mitochondrial membrane peptidase subunit 1 (gene immp1l). Gene Ontology annotation, molecular function: serine-type endopeptidase activity. NCBI's taxonomy places the organism in Eukaryota, Metazoa, Chordata, Actinopteri, Cichliformes, Cichlidae. Gene Ontology annotation, cellular component: membrane; mitochondrial inner membrane peptidase complex. The record is from RefSeq and is a predicted model, not a curated record.
CAGUGCCGCUCCUGGAAGUCGUAAAAGGGAAGUUCAACUGUUAUUGUAAGUGCCCGGUGAGAGCUUUUAGUCACACGCUACAAAGUUGAGAUGUUCCGCCGUGUGCUGGGGAAGACCUUUGGUUUUGUGGGCUACACAAUCCAGUAUGGCUGCAUUGCACACUGUGCUUUUGAAUACAUUGGAGAGUUAGUCGUGUGUUCUGGUCCAUCCAUGGAGCCCACCAUUGUCAACGAGGAUAUUGUCUUCUCUGAACGGAUGAGUCGGCAUCUUUGCAAAAUACAAAAGGGUGAUAUAGUCAUUGCAAAAAGUCCAUUUGACCCAAAUAUGAACAUUUGUAAAAGGGUAAUUGGAUUGGAGGGUGACAAGGUCUGCACAAGUUCCCCAUCAGAUUUGUUCAAGACCCACACAUAUGUUCCAAAAGGCCAUGUGUGGCUAGAAGGGGAUAACCUUAGGAAUUCUACUGACUCAAGGAACUAUGGCCCAAUUCCCUAUGCCCUCAUCCGAGGGCGUGUUUGCUUAAAGCUCUGGCCACCACAUAGUUUUGGGACCCUGAGUGAAAGUCCAACAGAACGGAUCAUUAAAACUCAGAGCGACUCGGACUCAGAUUGACUUGUCUGCUUUGUUUAUAUUUGUACUUGUUCUUGACUUUUUCAUUUUUGAAUAAAAGUGUUAAUUCUUUUAAAAAGUUAA